Molecule: messenger RNA, 3917 nt
Organism: Colossoma macropomum (tambaqui)
Lineage: Eukaryota; Metazoa; Chordata; Actinopteri; Characiformes; Serrasalmidae
Gene: paf1
Product: PAF1 homolog, Paf1/RNA polymerase II complex component
Exons: 14
Coding region: 190-1755 (521 amino acids)
Biological process (GO): transcription elongation by RNA polymerase II
Cellular component (GO): Cdc73/Paf1 complex
Molecular function (GO): chromatin binding; RNA polymerase II complex binding
Source: RefSeq, a predicted model, not a curated record
CUCAGGCGCUUUCCUUUCCCUCCUUUGGGCCCGGCCGAGGUCAGUCGGGGGUUCUGCCUGAGCGUGCGCCGCGGAGCAGCCCUAACGGCCGUGAACGGCUCUUUAUUCCGGACGGAUUUGAGCCGAAGCUCGUUUGAGCUCCGAGGAGGAGUCUUUGUUCUUUAUUCGAAGGAAGGAUUUCUCCGGGAAAUGGCGCCGACGAUUCAGACUCAGGCGCAGCGGGAGGACGGUCACCGGAGCUCUUCGCACAGAGCCAUACCCGAAAGGUCAGGUGUCGUGUGCCGUGUCAAAUACUGCAACAGCCUCCCUGACAUCCCGUUUGACCCAAAGUUCAUCACGUACCCCUUCGACCAGCACAGGUUUGUGCAGUAUAAAGCCACUUCACUGGAGAAACAGCACAAACAUGAACUGCUUACCGAGCCAGACCUGGGGGUCACUAUUGAUCUCAUCAACCCAGACACGUACCGCAUAGACCCCAAUAUUGUGCUGGACCCUGCGGACGAGAAGCUUCUGGAAGAGGACAUCCAGGCUCCCUCCAGCUCCAAGAGGUCCCAGCAGCAUGCUAAGGUGGUCCCGUGGAUGAGGAAGACAGAGUACAUCUCCACAGAGUUCAACAGAUACGGAGUCUCCAACGACAAAGUGGAGGUCAAGAUUGGUGUGUCAGUCAAGCAGCAGUUCACAGAAGAGGAGAUCUACAAGGACAGAGACAGUCAGAUCGCUGCUAUCGAAAAAACCUUCGAGGAUGCCCAGAAAAAUAUUGCACAGCAUUACAGCAAACCGAGAGUUACACCUGUGGAGGUGCUGCCCGUCUUCCCCGACUUUAAGAUGUGGAUAAACCCCUGCGCUCAGGUCAUCUUCGACUCCGACCCAGCUCCUAAAGAGGUGGCCGGCUCCGCUGCUGUGGAGAUGAUGUCUCAGGCCAUGAUCAGGGGAAUGAUGGACGAAGAAGGAAACCAGUUUGUGGCGUACUUCCUGCCCAACGAGGACACAAUCCGCAAGCGAAAGAGAGACGUGGAGGAGGACGUGGACUACAUGCCUGAUGAUCUGUAUGAAUAUAAGAUAGCAAGGGAGUACAACUGGAACGUGAAGAAUAAGGCCAGUAAAGGCUACGAGGAGAACUACUUCUUCAUCUUCAGAGACGGAGACGGCGUCUACUACAACGAGCUGGAGACCAGAGUGCGUUUGAGUAAGAGGAGGGCGAAGGCUGGAGCUCAGUCCACCACCAACGCUGUACUGGUCUGCAAGCACAGAGACAUGAACGAGAAAGAGCUGGAAGCACAGGAAGCUCGCAAAGCUCAGCUGGAGAAUCACGAGCCGGAGGACGAGGAGGAGGACAUUGACAUUGACAAAGACUUGCAAGACUCAGGUGACGAGAAGGAGAAAGGCAGCGAGAGUGAGAAUUCGGAGAGCGACUCGGACCGCGAGGAUGAAGAGCGGCGAGGCGAGGACGAUGAGGAUGAGGAAGAGGAGGAAGGAGGGAAGCGGCGGGAGAGGAAGGCCAGCGGGAGCGGCAGCGAGAGCGGAGAGGACCGGCAGGCCCGGGACGAAGAAGAGAUCUUCGGCAGCGACGACGACAGCGAGGAAGAGGACGGAGGACGACGCAGCGGCAGCGAGGACGAGGAGGAGGGUGAGGGAGGAGGAAGGAGAAGCGGCAGCGCCUCUCCAGCUCACAGCAGCAGCGGCCACUCUGAGGCCGGCCAGCACAGCGGCAGCGAGAGGGCGUCGGACUCCAGCGACGGCAGCGACAGUGAAUGAGAUGCUGCCGACAACAGAAACGCACUGGGGGGACUACAACUCCCAUCAUCCCUGGCUUUUUCUUAGUUAUCUCUUUCAUUCCCUCAUGUGCUCUGUUCAUGUGCUCUGUUCGUUUGUGGUGCCGUGCCUGAUAGAAGGACUACAACACCCAUCAUCCCUGGCUAUCCCAGUUCCCCAGCCACUGGAGGAAACUACAACUCCCAUCAUCCCUAGCUGUCCCAGUUGCCCAGUUUUCUAGCCACUGUGGAGGAUUACAACUCCCAUCAUUCCUUGUUGGCCACCCUCUGUAGAGGAGUACAGCUCCCUAUCAUCCCUUGCUGUCUUAGUUCUUCACCCACUGGAGGGACUACAUCUCCAGUCAUCCCCAGUUGUCUGUUUUCCAUCCACCAUGGAGAGCUACAUCUCCCAGAAUACCUCACUUUUGCAGUGCUCCUCUGGGGUGACAUCUCCCAUCAUCCUCAGCUGUUCUGUUUCCCCACCCACUGAAGAGAACUACAGCUACCAUCAUCCUCAGCUGUUCUGUUUCCCCACCCACUGAAGAGAACUACAACUACCAUCAUCCUCAGCUGUUCUGUUUCCCAACCCACUAAAGAGAACUACAGCUACCAUCAUCCUCAGCUGUUCUGUUUCCCCCACCCACUAAAGAGAACUACAACUACCAUCAUCCUCAGCUGUUCAGUUUCCCCACCCACUGAAGAGAACUACAACUACCAUCAUCCUCAGCUGUUCUGUUUCCCCACCCACUAAAGAGAACUACAACUACCAUCAUCCUUGGUUGCUCCACUGACCCACCUUCUGCUCUCGUGGUUCUUCCCCUCUGUUAAGGACUACAACUCCCAUCAUCCCCGUCUGUCCCAGAUCCCACACUCGUUUCCUCCAUUGCACUUGUUCCUCUGUUUACUUUUUGGAGAGGGAGACGAACAAUAAAUAACUUUUUUUGUUGUUUUUUGUUAUUUUUUCCAUUAUUUUUCAGUUUUUUUUAAUAGUCCUGCAAGUUAACCAGCAUCAUGAGAACUGAUGAACUGAGCUGACGCCUUGACCGCUGUUCUCAUGACCUGUACACUUAUUUGAUGCUUAAAAAUGCUGUCUGUCCACUUCUGGAUUAAAAUUUUACUAUAAGAACUACCCAUGUUAUUUCAUAACGAGGAAUUCCACCAAAAUCUUCAAAAUUUCUCAUUAAUUAAUUAAAAAGUUACAGUAUAAACAGAGUCAUUCAGAGUGGUUUGGUGUGAAACGCUGAGUCAGAACUGUUCACAGUGGUGGUGAUAGGAACCAGACGUCCACCUCUAAAAGCUCCCUCACAGAAAGUUCCUACAUGAAAUGGUUAUGAAUUCACUGCCUGAUGACUGAGACACUGUUUCGGGCCAAAAUGUACUUAUAAAACCGAUUCAUGGCAACGAGGGACAUGCAGGGUCCACGUCUCUCUAGUUAACCCUUUCAUUUCAAACCACUCUGAAUGAAUCUUUUCCCCUUUAAUGACAGCUUGGGCUCAGAAUCUCUUGCAAACUGAAGGGUAAAUGGCAGAAACCUCAAGGCUGCAGGACAUUAAGCUGGACGCUGUUCUUGUGUAGUGGUACUAGACAGCGUUCAGGCUCUUCUGUGGUGUUGUGAUGAUUUCACAAUGCCUUCUGCCUUAAAUGAGCCCUAAUGAUUACCGUUCAUUAGUCUGGUGGAGCCGAUUCUCGGCCAGAUUUGUCCAGUUCUGCUUCUUCUCCCUUUUCGUUUUUUCUGUUUGAGGAAAUUGCUUCUCCUCACGAAGCAGAGAAAACCUUCAUGUAAAGCGAUUGUGCACAACUCCGGUCCUGGAGGCCCAGUGUCCAGCACACUUUUGAGGUCUCACAGACCGUACACACCUCAUUCAACUCCUCUGUUAAUUGCCAGGUUUAACGAGUGUGUUUAAGGAGGGCGACUACCAAACUGUGCAGGACACCGUCCCACCAGGACCGGACUUGUUCAGCCCUGAUAUAAAGCUUUGAGGGCUAAUUAUGCUGUUUUCUAUGUUAUGAUCCAAAGAUCAUCUAAUUUGUGGACUGUUUUGUUUGUUUAGUUGUUAUUUUAGUAGCGGUAGGUUGUAACGUCUCAUCACAGACAGUGAUACAUGGUCACUUUGCUGUAUAAACUGCUGUAAAUAAAGAUUAACUAGUGGUUUUUGUUUAAAAAAA